UUCCUCACUCACUCACUCACUCACUCACUCACUCACACAGCAGCAGGGCAAAACAGUUAGGAAUCUUUUGAAGAGAGAAGAGAGAAAGGGUCAAUAUUUGAUCUACAGGAGCACCACAGUCAAGUUUACAAAACUCUGCUGGAGACAGACUCCAUUGGAACUUUAUCAGAGUUUUUGAGAGGGCAGGUGGAUAUUAGUUUCAGUAUAAAACAAGAAGUGGCACUGCUUUUUCUUUGAAAAGAAUUCCAAGCAUUGUACAGGACUUUGGAGUGCAAAGUUUUGAAGCUGAACGCUAGAAGGAGGGAGAUGGAGAGAUGGGACUUGUGUCUAUCUGUGGGGAUGGUCCUCCUGAUGCUGCUCUGGACAACCAGUGAAGCAAGAGUGAAUCACUGUCUGGCUGCACAAGCCUCCACCUGCACAGACUGUAUCCAAGCCGGUAAAGACUGCUCCUUCUGCACAGAUGAGGAUUUCAAGCUACCACGUUGUGAUCUCCUCAACAACCUGAAAAGCCAUCAAUGUAUGAACAGAGUGGAGCUAUUCAGUGAGAUGAGUUUCCAGAAGAACAUGUCUAUUGACACGUCUCUGAAGAAGACACAGGUGUCUCCCCAGCGGAUGACAAUGCGUCUGCGUGCGGGCGAGGAGAAAGUGGUCCAGAUGCAAGUCUUUGAGCCCACUGAGACCCCCGUCGACCUCUACAUACUUAUGGACUUUUCAAACUCCAUGUCCGACGAUCUCGCCAACCUCAAGAAGAUGGGAGAUGAACUGGCUAAAGUGGUGAGCACUCAGCUGUCUAGCGACUACACCAUUGGCUUUGGGAAAUUUGUUGAUAAAGUGACUGCGCCGCAGACAGACAUGAGACCCUCUAAGUUGAAACAGCCGUGGCCGGACAGUGACCCGCCCUUCUCCUUUAAGAACGUGAUUCCUCUGACAAAUGAUGCCUCCAAGUUCCGAACCGAGCUGGACAAGGAGCGUAUCUCAGGAAACCUGGAUGCUCCUGAGGGAGGGUUUGACGCCAUUCUCCAGACAGCUGUCUGUAAGAACCAGAUCGGCUGGCGAGACCAGAGCACGCACCUUCUGGUGUUCUCCACGGAGUCUGCCUUCCACUACGAGAGCGACGGUGCCAACGUGCUGGCGGGGAUCCUGAAGCGCAACGACGAGCAGUGCCACCUGAGCCAGGAUGGCACCUACACACAUGACACGGUGCAGGACUACCCCUCGGUGCCUACACUGGUGCGCCUACUGCAGGAUAACAACAUCAUCCCCAUCUUCGCCGUCACCAACCACUCGUACUCCUACUAUGAGAAACUGAGUCACUACUUCCCUGUGUCGGACAUAGGGCAGCUCUCAGAGGACUCUUCCAACAUCAUUGACCUGCUGCGCAGAGCCUUCAAUAAUAUCCGCUCAAAAAUCAGCAUCCGCUCCGACAAUGUUCCCAAGGCGUUCCACACAGAGAUUUUGUCUUCUCAGGCCUCUGAGGUGACACAUCCUGGGAGUUUCAAACUGACCCCUGGAGAGAAGGGCACAUUCAUGGUGAAAGUGAAGGCUCUGGAGGAGGUAGGAGGGGAACACAUCUGCAAGCUCUCUGAGGAGGACAAGAAAGGAAACAUCCGCAUCAAACCCACGUCCUUCACUGAUGCGCUCACCAUCGACGCCGCUAUCAUCUGCACUGCUUGUGACUGUGAGACGAACCCUGUUCGGAAAUCUCUGAAAUGUGGAGGGAACGGAGAUUUGGUGUGUGGCCAAUGCAGGUGCAAUGAUGGAUGGAGAGGACCUUACUGUAACUGCUCAGUGGAUGCGAAGGACGAUGGCAGGGCCUGUAUUGGCCAGAAUGGUAGCAAGCCUUGCAAUGGAAGAGGAGAGUGUCUGUGUGGCACCUGCCAGUGCUACCUGUCACAGAACCCGCUGGAGCGCUACGAGGGCCAAUUCUGCGAAUUCGACAACUUCCAGUGCCAGCGUUUCGGAGGAUUCCUCUGCAACGCUCGUGGCCGCUGUUUCUUGGGGGAGUGCGCCUGUGAGGAUGGAUGGCAAGGCUCAGCCUGUGAAUGCCCCUCAAGUAACGCCACCUGUAUUGACAGCAACGGGGGGAUCUGUAAUGGUCGUGGGAAGUGUAAUUGCGGCCGGUGCAUGUGUGAUGAGAAUCAGCCGUACGCUGGCAGCACCUGUGAGACCACCUCCCUGAGCUUACUGGGCAUGUGCGAGGACACGCGGACCUGCGUCCAGUGCCAGGCCUGGCAGACCGGCGAGAAAAAGGGAGACAAGUGCAAGGAAUGCCCCUUCAGAAUCAAGAUGGUGGACGAGCUGAAGAAGGAGGAGGAGGUGAUUCAGAAAUGCAGUUUCAGAGACGAGGAGGAUGAUUGCACCUAUCACUACACUGUGGACUCGAACCCUAACUCUGAUUCCAAGGAGACCCAAGUGAUUGAGGUGUAUAAGAAGAAAGACUGCCCUCCGGCCGGGUUCCUCUGGCUCAUUCCCCUCAUCAUAUUCCUAAUGCUGCUGGCGGGGCUGCUGCUGCUGUGCUGCUGGAAAUAUUGUGCCUGCUGCAAGGCUUGCCUGGCCAUGUUGCCGUGUUGCGCACGAGGUCGGAUGGUGGGAUUCAAGGAGGAUAACUACAUGCUGCGGCAAAGCCUGCUCACCUCGGAUCACCUGGACACACCCAUGGUGCGCACCGGGCCCCCCAAAGGGACGGACGUGGUGAGCUGGAAGAUCAAAGACAACGUGCACAGACAGGCUGCCUCAUACAACCAGGCCCCCAACCCCAAGGACAUAGUCCCCUAUGGCGUGUCCCUCCGCUUGGCCCGGCUCUUCACAGAGAACCUGUCCAGGCCAAACACCCGGGAGAGCGACCAUCUGCGACGGGAAGUCGAGGAGAACCUCAAUGAAAUUUACAAGCAGGUUCCUGGAGCUCAGAAGGUUCAGAGAACACAGUUCAGGCUGCAGCCUAAUUCAGGAAAAAGGCAGGACCAUGCCAUCGUGGACACUGUGCUAGAGGCUCCUCACUCCGCACAGCCAGACAUCGUGAAAGUGACAGAGAAGCACGUCCAGAUGGGCAACUUCAACAAUCUGAAGGUCAUCCCAGGAUAUUACACUGUGGCUUCUGACAGAGAUGCGCAGGGAUUGGUGGAGUUCCAGGAAGGAGUGGAGUCUCUGGAUGUGCGUGUGCCGCUCUUCAUCAAGGAUGAAGAUGAUGAUAAAAAGCAGCUGAAAGUGGAGGCGAUGGAUGUGCCGCAGGGCAUUGCAGAGAUUGGACGCAGGUUGGUCAACAUCACUGUCAUCAAGGACCGUGGAGCAAACUUACAGUCCACAGCUAGAAGCACCCUGUCCUUCAAGCAGCCCUCCUACACGUACAGCCGCCAGGAGGAGGUUGCCACCAUCCCUGUGACGAGAGAGGGGGAUGACGGGCGCACCCAGGUCACCUACCGCACCCGGGACCUCACUGCCAAAGACGAGAAGGACUAUGUGUCAACGGAGGGUGAGCUGACCUUCCUUCCCGGCGAGACCCAGAAGAACAUCUCAGUGAAACUGCUGGAACUCUCAGAGAUGGACUCUCUCCUCGGGGACAAGCAGAUCAAGCAGUUUGUCAUGGACCUUACCAACCCCAAAUAUGGUGCCAAGCUUGGGAAGUACCCACGAACCACUGUCACCAUAGCAGACAACCCCGAGCCUGGAAUGGUGAUGUUUAAGAAGAGCUCCCAGACCUACACUACUCAUGAUCAGCUCUAUACAGUCCCUGUGGUUCGAACCCGCAACCUGGAGAGCCCCGCGACCAUCCAUUGGCGAACACGCAACGCGUCCCGCUUCGAGCUGUCCAACCCACUAAAAUUCAGCCCUGGAGAGGCAGAGAAGAACAUCGUGAUUGACCCCCGUGUGCACCCUGGACCCAUCAAAGCAGAGAACUUCCAGCUGGAGCUGUUCGACCCCAGUGACAACACAGUGAUCGGAGAGAAGAAGAGCACUGUGGUCUCAAUCAUGCCAUCAGAAACCAUGGAAAUGCAAUCCAUGACCCAGAGUUCUGGCAUGCGCUCCCCAAGUGGCCGCUUGGCUCCUCCUCUCAAUGUAACUGCCCAGGCAACUGGCCCCAAGAACAUACGCAUGCUGUGGAUUCCCCCCCCAGGCAAGCCCAGCGGCUACAAGGUGAAGUACUGGAUCCAGGGAGACUCAGAGUCUGAUGCCCAGGUCAUUGACUGCAAGGGCCCUCCAGUAGAGCUCAGUAACCUGUACCCGUACUGUGACUAUGAGAUGCGUACGUGUGCUUACAACUCCAUGGGCGAAGGGCACUACUCUGAUGUGGUACACUGCUGCACGCUGGAAGAUGUCCCCAGCGAACCAGGACGCCUGGCCUUCAAUGUCAUCAACUCCACAGUCACACAGCUAAGCUGGGCGGAGCCUGCAGAGACCAAUGGGGAUAUCAAAGCCUACGAGGUCACCUACACGCCCAUCACUGAGGACAAAAAGGCCAUGGGCCCCACCAAGACAGUACGGAUUGACAACCCCAAGAAGAGAGUGAUGCUGAUUGAAAACCUGGUGGAGUCCCAGACAUACCGCUACACUGUACGGGCACGCAACGGGGCAGGCUGGGGGCCUGCGAGAGACGCUACCAUCAACCUGGCUACUCAGCCCAAGAGGCCCAUGUCAAUCCCUAUUAUCCCAGACAUCCCCAUUAUUGAUGCCGAGGCCGGGGAGAGCUAUGACAGCUUCUUGAUGUACAGCGCUGACGUCAUGCUGUCUCCAAUGGGCAGUAAGCUCCCCAGUGUAUCCGACAAAGAUCAGUUCACGAAUGACAAGUGGGAUCAAAGCUACCUCUACCAGGGAGGAGGUGGCUCCCUCUCUCGGACAACAACCACAAGCUACAACCAGUUGAGUCCCAACAGGCAGCUAAGUCCUAACAGCCAGAUGAGUUUGAACAGCCAGUUCGAGACCCGCACCAUUGGAGGAGGGGGGUCUACCAUGACCAAGGAGUACCACACAACUCUAAUGCCUGGACAAGAGGUCACAGGGAGGUCACACUCCCACAGAGAAGAGGAUACUGGGAGGAGUGAUUUCAAGACAGACGAAGUGGUUCUCAGGAAGCGCACGGAGAUGAAGGGUUACUAUGGAGACGAUGGCGUGCGGGAUUCUAUUGUCAUGGCCGAUGAACCGAGUGGUUUCUCUGAGAGUCUAGGAGUUUCUGGGUACAGCAAGAAGGUGGUAAACUAUAACAUCUCUCACAGCAUGAGGGACCAGACCCAGUCAGAGAACCUGGACAUGGUGCUGCAGGACCCUAGACUGCCCCCUGGUGUUCCGGACACGCCCACACGCCUGGUCUUCUCUGCACUGGGCCCCACCUCCCUGAAGGUGAGCUGGCAGGAGCCUUACUGUGAGAAGGAGGUUCAGGGAUACUGCAUCCUCUACCAGCUCCUCAACGGAGGUGACGUGAAGCGAAUCAACAUCCCAAACCCUGCUGAGAACUCAGUGGUGGUGAAGGAGCUGCUGCCAAACCACUCGUACAUUUUCAAGGUGAAGGCCCACAGUGAGGAGGGCUGGGGCCCAGAGCGAGAGGGGGUUAUCACCAUCGAGUCACUGGUGGACCCCAAGAGCCCCCUGAGCCCUGUGCCAGGCUCUCCCUUCACUCUGAGCACUCCGAGUGCCCCUGGACCGCUGGUCUUCACUGCCCUGAGUCCCGAAGAGCUGCAACUGAGCUGGAACAAGCCACGCAAACCCAACGGAGACAUCCUGGGCUACAUGGUGACCUGUGAGCAGCUCCACGGCGGAGGAGAGGUGCGCUCCUUCCAGGUGAAUGGGGACAGCUCUGAGACCACCCUGACCGUCCCUAACCUGAAUGAAAAUGUGCCCUACAAGUUCAAAGUUCAGGCCAAGACCACCCAGGGCUUUGGGCCUGAGAGGGAGGGCAUCAUCACCAUUGAGUCACAGGACGGAGCAAACUUCUCCCAGUUUGGUAACCAGCAGAUGAUGAGAAGGGAAGUAUACAACCUUCCUGGGGAGCUCACCACAAAGACUACCCACACAACAUUCAAUGACCCCUAUUUUUCAGAUGGAGGUAUGAUCACCACACAACACAUGUCUGGGGGAACUGUCACCCGGCAAGUCACCAAAGAAAUCGUCAGCAGCAUGACCAUGAUGUCUGGAGGCACCGUCACCAAAAAGAUAGAGAAGUUCUACGAGGCUUGAGGCUCCUUCAGCUUUAUGGAACCUUCUCGAUUAGAGAUAUCUGUUUGUUUUUAUUACUUUGUUGCUGAUGCCAAUUACAGACGUAUCAAAGUUGAUAAUAAUAAUCUGUUAUAUAAUGUAGUUUUCAGCAUUGCUCAGCAAUGUGAAUUUUUUAAAAUCCUGUUUAACUGCCUUUUGAAAAUCUAGUGGAUUAUCUCAUCACAAACUGCACUAAGAGGUAAACCAAAGGACAUUACAAACAUGGUUUUCAGGACAGGUGUUUCCUUCUUUGAUCCAAGAAAUGCAUUGCAAUGAUGCAAGGUUUGUGAAUGUUACUCAGUGUUGCCCUUUUUUGCAUUUGUAGUCUCUUUAGCACAUUAACCUUUUCAUGAACCAAUUAAUGUAUGUAUCCUUUAACUUUUGAAAACAUAUUUGGUACUUUAAUCAUUAAAAAAAACAACACUGAUGUGCAAACCAGUCAUUUUAAAUAUUCAAUUUGCUUUGCACUAAUGUGCACUAGUUUGAAAAGCAUUUAAAAAACAGGUUGAGAAGAAACUAAAAAUUACAUAGGUUGAAGGUAAACCCAAUAGUUUUCAAAGACAUUGCCCAAUAGGUAGAACCCACAGCCAAUACAAAUGUGUAAAUGAUAAAUGUAUAUUGCUGCCUUUAAUGUAUUUUUGUAGCCUAAAACAUGAAAGUUAUUAUCAGAUUAUCAAUUAUAUUAACUGCUGUAGUACAUCAUAUUUACUGUGACUGGGCUUGGCAGAUCCUGUAAGAUCACUUUAUAUAAAGAGGCUAUUAAAAAAAAAAAAAUACAAUAAAAUAAGAAAUGUAUAUAAUUAUUUUUAAUAUAACAAGAAAUCCAAAUGGUCUUCAUUAAAGAAAAUGAAAUCUCAAAACUAAACAAAAUUCUAUCUUUGGAAGACAAAACAUUCUAUGUACCAAAUAUGCCUAUUUUAGAUCAUAUUGAAUUAACACAUUUAAUAGGUGAUUUUAAAUAUUCAUACUAGUGAAAGGUCAUGGAUGGGGAGGUAUUUUCAAAAGCCCAUCCUAAUUUUAUGCAAUUAAAAAAAAAAAGAAAAAGAAAUAUAUAUAUAUAUAUAUAUAUAUAUAUAUAUAUAUAUAUAUAUAUAUAUAUAUAUAUAUAUAUUUCAAAGCAAUUCCCCGAAACGACCAUUUAAAAAGCCAAAUGUUCUGUUUUUUAGACAGUAGACAUGUGGUGGUGUUACAGCUUUUUGAGAAUACCCCAGGUGUAUAUACAGUACAAGUCUUAUAGAAUGAUGUACAGAAAGAUUUCAAGGCCGAAUACUCUUUUGUAAUAGAUUUCUGCUUUGGACGAUUGCAUCUGUGGGUUAUUUGGGGACUGAACAGAAUGGCAAAUAGCACGAGAGGUAACUUAUUUUUUAAAGUCAAUAUUUUGGACUAAUACUAAUAAUGUUUUAUAUUAUGUAAUGUUUCGGUGCAGUAGUUUAUAACUCUACCACAAAGCGUCUGAUAAUAUGAUGAGUCUGUGUGCACUUUGGUGUUACUGCAUGAAGUACCUCUGAGAGGUCCAUACGGGUACAUGGGAAGUCGUCUUGAGGAAGGGAAUGCAAUUUAAAAGUUUAAAAAAGUGGUCAAUAUAAAAAAAUAAAAAUAAAAUAACACACACCUUACGUAAACAGUUGCAGCAACACAUGGGAACAUGUAACACAAUAAAAUAAAAAGGUCCUUAUGUACCCUUAAACCUGGUUAAAUGUUUCAGACCUAAGAUUGUGUGUAUUUUGGGAAGUUUUUAACAAAUGUGUAAAAUCUUCCAGGACUGUCUUCAUAACUAUUGUUUUUACUAAAAUAUAUUUUCUCUUCAUAUCCACUGGUUUUAUACACAAUGUUUUCUACGAGCAUGUUCUACAUGUAUUGCACUUAAUAAACAUUUACUGUAUUUA
Acipenser ruthenus (sterlet) is the source of this 8069-nucleotide messenger RNA. Its product is annotated as integrin beta-4-like. Gene Ontology annotation, molecular function: integrin binding. The record is from RefSeq and is a predicted model, not a curated record. Bases 307 to 6165 code for a protein of 1952 amino acids. Gene Ontology annotation, biological process: cell communication; cell-matrix adhesion; cell adhesion mediated by integrin. NCBI's taxonomy places the organism in Eukaryota, Metazoa, Chordata, Actinopteri, Acipenseriformes, Acipenseridae. Gene Ontology annotation, cellular component: membrane; focal adhesion; integrin complex. The transcript is spliced from 42 exons.